CCCGCAGCCGCAAGAAACAUUCGUCUGAUCCAUGGAAGAGGAUAUCUUAUCCUUGCGGAGACUCUUUUCCCACGCUGUUCUACAAUAUCAGAGACAGUCUAUAGCGAAGACAACGAGACAGCCUAUACAGUAUGAGCAUAAAACAUGUAGCUUGUUAUUUCAAUUAUGCUUCGCAUAAGGAAUGUCGGCUCUGUCCGAAGCUACCCUGAGCUACUACGUAUGUUUCUUACCUAUUUCUAUUCAGUUUAAGCCCCCCAGUGGAGUCCACAACCCAACCAACACUUGCUAUGUAUGUAGGAUGUAUGGAGUACAUCCCACAAGCCCACGAUUCACGCGUCUCCACCUCACCCAGAAACAGAAACCCCAACCAUCUUUCCUCCCCCAAAGCCACCGCCAACCGCAUCCACCGUCUUUCUGACCCAACCGGGAUAGUUCCAAGCCUCACUUCCCAUGCGGACGUGCGCAGAAAGAAAGCGACCGAACACUU
Aspergillus pseudotamarii is the source of this 487-nucleotide messenger RNA. RefSeq lists its product as uncharacterized. The transcript has a single exon. NCBI's taxonomy places the organism in Eukaryota, Fungi, Ascomycota, Eurotiomycetes, Eurotiales, Aspergillaceae. The record is from RefSeq and is a predicted model, not a curated record. Bases 182 to 418 code for a protein of 78 amino acids.